AUUAAAACAGUGUUACGCGACCAAUAUAACGGGCUGCAUUAGCCGCGAUGGUGAAAUGUUAUCAAUAAUCAUCACUUGCCACUCGGUCUUAUACUAUGGUCGGCGCAACAACAGUUUUCGAUAUUAUCACAGGACACAGGGCGUUUCUACUCGAACUAAGCACAGUGGGCACCCACAUUAGAUACAGCCGCGAGUCGUCUCCGUAAAUAGUGAAUACGAGUAUUUCAGAGUAGUAUGAUUAAAUUAUAAACAAUAUCGUGAUUGCUGGCCAAUGAUCCUAAAUCAAUAUAAUAGUAUAACAUUGAACUCGAUAUAACCGGCCUGUUUUUACAAUAAUUGUUUAACGAUACAUGCGAUUAAUCGGCCGAUUGUUUGGUAUUGUGAUUUGCCAUUUACAUUGUAAUCGCAUUAGUUGUGCAACGAUUGGCGGAAGGCGAGUCUAUCAUCGUUGGGGCUUAAAGAGAUAAAAUUGAUGUUCAGUUAUAAUAUUGUCGUAAUAAAUUAACAUUUAACAGUAUGAGAGUGGCUAUAAUCGGAGCAGGGGUUGCUGGUUUGGCUUCAGCUAGAAGAUGUUUGGAAAAUGAUUUUGAACCCGUAGUUUAUGAAAGGUCGAAAGGAGUGGGUGGAACUUGGGUGUACGAUGAACGAACCGGACUCGAUGAAUUUGGGUUGCCAAUUCACACAAGCAUGUAUAAAAAUCUAAUGACAAAUUUACCAAAAGAAUUAAUGGAUUUUCCAAACUUUCCUUAUAAGGGUUUAGACAAUGUGUCAUUUUUGAAAUCUUGGCAAGUGCAAGAAUAUAUUGAACAAUUUACUGAACAUUUCGGACUUUAUAAGCAUAUUCGAUUUUGUAGUUUGGUGACUUCAGUUGAAAAAUUAACGAACAACUGGCAGGUGACAGUAGAAGACUUGAAAACAAAAACAUCGCAGACUGAAUACUAUGAUUCAGUAAUGGUGUGUAAUGGACAUAACGCAUUGCCUUUAACCCCAGAUAUUCCUGGGAAUAAUGAUUUUGACGGCAUUCAGAUACACAGUCAUGAUUAUAGGAUACCUGAACAUUUUAUAAACUUGAAUGUUCUCAUAAUUGGCAGUGGUGCUUCUGGCGUUGAUAUUUGCUCGGAUGUAUCGAAAGUUGCAAAUCAGGUUUAUUUUAGUCAUCAUAAGCCUCAAUUAAUCGAGAAAGAAUUUCCAAAAAAUGUUAUACAUAAACCAGACGUUGAGCUAUUUUCUAAGAAAUCUGUUUAUUUUAAGGACAAAACUAAGCAGACUUUGGAUGCUGUCAUUUACUGCACAGGAUACAAAAUUACAUUACCAUUUUUGAAACCUAGCUGUGGAAUUAAUGUUUUGAAUAACAAAUUGAUCACUCCACUUCAUAAAAAUAUUAUCAAUAUGUAUAAUCCUACUAUGGGUUUCAUUGGAUAUUUGAAUAUGACUUUUAUAUUCCGGAUAUUUGACUUACAGGUUCGAUAUUAUUUAGAAUUUCUUCGUAAAAAUUGUUCAUCGAGUUUGGAUUGUAUGAUUAAGAUGAUGUCUCCGGUCAGUACACAUUUCUUAGGCAACAAUAUGUUAAAUUACUGCAAUUCGUUAAUAUUAGAUAAAAUUAAAGUCGAACCAAUUCCACCUGUCUAUUUUGAGAUAUACGACAGAUGUCAUCAACUUAAAGACAAAUAUUACAGAUCAUAUCGCUCAAUGGUCGUAAGGAUCGUCGACAAUGAUGAUUAUGUAAUUGAAUUGGAUGAAGAAAAUGCAAAAACUAAAUAA
Molecule: messenger RNA, 1761 nt
Organism: Myzus persicae (green peach aphid)
Lineage: Eukaryota; Metazoa; Arthropoda; Insecta; Hemiptera; Aphididae
Product: senecionine N-oxygenase-like
Exons: 7
Coding region: 517-1761 (414 amino acids)
Molecular function (GO): N,N-dimethylaniline monooxygenase activity; flavin adenine dinucleotide binding; NADP binding
Source: RefSeq, a predicted model, not a curated record